AUCAUCACUUUACUUUCUGUUCAAUGUGUGACCAACAAGUCAUCCGUUCUGAACACGAAGACAAGGCAGAUUAGGAUUAGAUCGAUAAUAGUUUAACAUCAGUACUGAACCACUUCCUGUCGUGUCCUCGGCUCUCAACCUGUUUUCUUUAGGAGGCUGACGCUGCACUCCAAAUAUGAAAUUCAGAACAACUUGUGAAUGAUCACAGUGGAAUCUGGUGAAUAUCUCUCGUGGGUUUCCAGCAGAGUGACAGUAUGGCUGGAACAUCUGUGACAGAUGAUGUGAAACCAAGACAGCGUCGUAGUAGCUUAGACCUCCUGCCACCUAACAUGUCUGAGCUGAGGCUUGUUCUGCUGGGGAACAACUGGUCUGAGAGGAGUUCAGUGGCGAACUUCAUACUUGAAGAGAAUGUUUUCAGCUCACAGAGAGAACCAGACAACUGUGAGAAAGUCAGAGGGAAGUUAAAGAAAGAAUUUGUUCUCAUCAACACCCCCAAUCUGCUUCAUUCCAACACCUCAGACAUGCAAAUGAGAGAACAUGUAGAACACUGUGCAUGUCUCUCUAAGCCUGGACCUCAUGUGUUUCUGCUGGUUCUAGAUUCUGAAGACUUCACUGAGGAACACAGACUGAGACUCUGCACAGUCCUUGAAAUCUUGGGUGAUCAAUCAUUUGCUCGUUCUCUGAUUCUGAUAUCAGGUAAAAACUACAGGAGCCAAAUUCCUUUAAAAGACAUAAUCAGAAAGUGUAGCUACAGAUACCUAAUGAUGGAGAACCUUGAAAUGGAAGAGCUGCUAACACGGCUGCGUCAAACACAAACACAAGUAGAAAUAAUCAUGAAAGAGAAAGAAGAAGAGAACUUAAGGAGAGAACACAAGGAUAUGACAAGAAAAAUCACUGAGCUGAAGGGAGAAAAUGAAAGGGAGAGAAAACUAAGAGCAAAUGAGCAAACCGAAAAAGACAAAUGCAUCAACAAGGAGCGUGAAGAGAGAAAGAGACAGCGAGAGGAAGAUGAAAAGAGAUGGAAAAAACAAAAAGAAACUCUGCGAGAAGAGUGUCGGAAAAAAGUGGAAACGUCAGAGAAAAAAGCCCAUUUAGAGAGAGAACAGAGGGAAGCUGCUGAGAGGAAACUGGAGCAGUGUAGAAAAGAGAUAAAGAAAAGUCAAGACGCCUGGGAUAAAGAAAAAAAGGAAUUGUGGGAACAAAGACAUCAGGACCUAAAACAGCACUUGGAAGUGGAGAAAACCAGAUCAAUAAAGCUGCACGAGGAGUUCUAUCGCAGGAGAAAAACCUGGAUCAGUUCCUGUUUUAUACUCACAUCAUUGUCGCUCUCAUUGUUAUUUUAUAUUUUCCAUCUUAGAGAACAGAAACUGUGAUGUCUGUC
Molecule: messenger RNA, 1381 nt
Organism: Solea senegalensis (Senegalese sole)
Lineage: Eukaryota; Metazoa; Chordata; Actinopteri; Pleuronectiformes; Soleidae
Product: GTPase IMAP family member 4-like
Exons: 5
Coding region: 255-1373 (372 amino acids)
Molecular function (GO): GTP binding
Source: RefSeq, a predicted model, not a curated record